AUAGGUUUGUGUAGAGUUUAAAAUUUUCUGCGUAAAAAUUAGUUUGAUUUUAUAAUACAAAAAUAAUGAAAUUUAGUAAAAUAAUUGUUCUAAUUACUAUCGUAAUAUUAAGCAUGUUUAAACCUGGUCAAGGCAAAAGUGAUGGCAAAAAUUUGGUAUAUAAAGAUUUCCCCAGAUCUUUUAAGAACUUUUCGAGAGAAAAGAAUCUAGAAAGUCGACCCUAUCGCAACACAAAGCCACAGGAAGCUGUUAAUAACAACAACUACCUUCUACCUCCCGUUAUAAAAGAUUUUACAGGGGAACAUAAUUUCAAAUCAACAAAUACCAAAACAAACAUCUAUGAUUUAGCCCAGAAACUUUCUUUCAACAAAAACCCUUUAAAAUUAUCAAAAUCCCCGACUCUUGAAACAUCCCACAGCAAGGAAAACAAUAUUCCCUAUAAAACUAUCAAUUCUCAAAAAGUCUAUUGUCGUCAGAUAAUGAAAAGUGACCUGAAUACCCAAGGCAAUAUAAUCGAUAGUGUACAGCAUAUUUGUGAUCCUCUGCCUUUACAAACAACAUCAGUUAAAACUACAUUUAGACAGAACCUAAAAACUACCACUUCCCCAUUUUCCACAACAAUUUAUGCCGCCAAGGAAAAACGUUUUGAACGCUUGGUAACCUCUACACCAGCUAGAGGUUACAAUUGUCGUCGUGUUAUGAACAGUGAACUUAAUGAGCGAGGAGAAAUUGUCGAUUCUGUUACGGAGGUAUGUGAUCCUCCCACCACUACAACUACUACGACACGGAAGCCAACAAUGACUACCACAACUAAAGCUACCACCACUACGCCAAAACCAUUGGUUAAGGUCUGUCGUCCCGUUAUGAAUAGUUAUCUAAGUGAGGAAGGCGAAAUAAUAGAUUCGGUGACGAUGGUUUGUAAUAUGGAAAAGGUGGAUUGAAUAAAUGUAAAUUUUUAUAUAGAAAGUUA
This is a messenger RNA of Lucilia sericata (common green bottle fly), 970 nucleotides long. RefSeq lists its product as uncharacterized. The transcript is spliced from 2 exons. NCBI's taxonomy places the organism in Eukaryota, Metazoa, Arthropoda, Insecta, Diptera, Calliphoridae. The coding region runs from base 66 to 941 and encodes 291 amino acids. The record is from RefSeq and is a predicted model, not a curated record.